This is a messenger RNA of Colletotrichum spaethianum, 627 nucleotides long. RefSeq names its product pre-rRNA-processing protein las1. The record is from RefSeq and is a predicted model, not a curated record. Gene Ontology annotation, biological process: maturation of LSU-rRNA; maturation of 5.8S rRNA. Lineage: Eukaryota; Fungi; Ascomycota; Sordariomycetes; Glomerellales; Glomerellaceae. The transcript has a single exon. Gene Ontology annotation, molecular function: endonuclease activity. Bases 1 to 627 code for a protein of 208 amino acids. Gene Ontology annotation, cellular component: Las1 complex; preribosome, large subunit precursor.
AUGUACUCGGUUGCCAAGACCAUCGGCCUGCCGGCGACGUUCGUCGAGCUGCGACACCAGGCGACACAUGAGACGCUGCCGUCGCUCGCGAAGCUGCGGUCCGCGGCGCGCAAGGCGCUGGUCUGGAUCUGGGAGUACUACUGGCAGCACCUGGGUCCCGACGAGGAGGACGUCGAGGUUGGGGUCUCGCAGAAGAAGGCCGGCGUCGCUACGGCUGCCGCGGGUCGCGCGGUCGUGGUUGCGUUCCUCGAGGAGAGGGACGAGGCGCGGCGCGCGGAGAUGAAGACGUGGAUCGACGGGCUCGACGAGAGUCGGCUGCUCGCCACGCUGGAGAAGAUUGCAGAGGCGCCGCCGAAUAACGCCGUCAUGCUUGCCGCGCUGCGGCUGUCGAAGGAGAUUUUGCAAAAGGGGCAUGGCGCCCAGGGCACAGAGCAGGAGGACGGGAGGGACUUGGACAAAAUCAAGAAGAGGAUAUCACAGGCGGAGGAUGCUCUCAUGGCGGAGACACAAGACGUCGUGGAGACCUAUGCCAACGACGUCGAAGCCGAGGAGCCUAAGGAGAGUAGUAGCACGGGCUGGGCAAAGUUUGAGGGCACAUGGAAGCCGCGGCCGAUCGGCAUCGCGUGA